AUGUUUUAGAAAUUAUUUUAAUAAGUAUCUGAAUUCUAAAUAGAGGGACAGCCUAAUUUAGUUAGAUUCUCAAUUAGCGCCAAUGAAAAAUCAAUAGUCUUAUGGCUAUAGUUAAAUGAAAAUAGAUUCCUUACACUCGACAGAUUGGAUGGCACUUGGAAAUCUAGAGAAUAAUAAUUUUCGAUUUCUGGUAUUGGUCAACCUUUUAAACUGUAUUUGAAUGAAAAAGGGAACAUUUUGAUUAUGUAUGAUACCGCCAAAAGAUAUAUAUACACUUGGCUUAGAUUGCACAUGAAUUAGAAUUGGUUAUUACGAAGUACUUUGGAUCUAUAAACACAAAUCAAUACUACAUCAGAUGUCAACUGCUUUUUUUUUAAGAAUCAAAUUUUUAUAGAUCACUAACAUACCUUUUACAUCAUCAAGAGAUUGGGUCAAGAUUUUAAAAUUAUAAAUAAAAAGAUCUUUAAAUACAAUGACUUUAUGAAUUGCUUAACUUACGGUUAUGAAAAGGAUGUGUUAGCUGAAGUUACAGACUCAACUGUGUAUUUUUGGAGAGAGGAUCCGAAAACAUGGAUAAAAGAAAAACCAGCUUUCUAUGAUUGUGAAAUCAUACCUCAUUAUUCAUGCUUUUAAAGAAAUGAAGUCAAGGCAUUUGUAAAUGGAGCAGUGUGGAUGAUAACCUAUCCAGAAAGAGAAUUUAUUGCUUAUGAAGAUGAGAGAAUAACAAAAUGUGUUACACAAUCAGCUUUAAAUUAUUUCUUUCAAUUAGAAGAACCUACCAAAAAUUCAGAAUAGUAUAUUCACUUUUGGCAUAGAGAAAAUUAAUCUUAGAAGAAUUUUAAUUAUGAAAAGUUAAAUUUUACUGCUGUAAACAUUUUAUUGGGACAAAAUGGAAAUGUCUUUGUAGCUAUGAUAAAAUCAGAGCAGUUCCUUAAGAUAUAAAUUUAUGAAGGUUUGUAAACUAGGGAAUAAUUACAACAAAUUAUAUGA
Molecule: messenger RNA, 990 nt
Organism: Paramecium tetraurelia
Lineage: Eukaryota; Ciliophora; Oligohymenophorea; Peniculida; Parameciidae
Exons: 1
Source: RefSeq, a predicted model, not a curated record